This is a messenger RNA of Racocetra persica, 132 nucleotides long. Lineage: Eukaryota; Fungi; Glomeromycota; Glomeromycetes; Diversisporales; Gigasporaceae. The record is from the annotation of a GenBank genome assembly.
AAUACUAAGGCAAGAGAAAAUGAUAAAAUCAUCGAUAUAGUAAACGAUACGAUGAGACCAAGGUUGUUUAUCGGGGCCAUAAAUCAACAAAAUAAUCAAAGGGAGGAUAUUGUAAAAGAUAAAGUCGCAAAU